Exophiala oligosperma is the source of this 3961-nucleotide messenger RNA. RefSeq lists its product as hypothetical. The transcript has 2 exons. Gene Ontology annotation, molecular function: protein serine/threonine kinase activity; ATP binding; DNA binding. The coding region runs from base 17 to 3241 and encodes 1074 amino acids. The record is from RefSeq and is a predicted model, not a curated record. Gene Ontology annotation, biological process: meiotic recombination checkpoint signaling; protein phosphorylation; mitotic DNA damage checkpoint signaling. Gene Ontology annotation, cellular component: nucleus; cytoplasm. Lineage: Eukaryota; Fungi; Ascomycota; Eurotiomycetes; Chaetothyriales; Herpotrichiellaceae.
GAACAAGAGCGCCGCCAUGGUCAUGGAGCAUGGUCCCUUUUAUCCUGUAAACUCAGACAAAAUGGAUGACCCCAAUACUUUUUUGACACUGACUCCUGACGAUAAAUGGGGAUUGACGAUCGAGUCAUUCCGCUUACCGCACAACAUUGGCCGAUAUGUGAAGCCGUCCCCCAUCAGCCGUGGGACCACGCCCAGCGAAUACGGCGAAGACGAAAGUCCAGCGAACGAACUGGAUUAUCUUCACCGUAUCCAACUGAGAUUUGACCAGAAGACCAAAGUCAAGGGUCGUGUCAUUUUCGGAAGUGAUCCUGAUCAAUGUGAUGUCCUCCUCGAAUCGACCAGACCACGAUUUUACAUCAAUUUCGACAGCGAACAACGGCCCGCAAUCUGGGAUCAUUCUAACAACGGUCUCACUGUCAGCUAUGACGGUGAGGCGAAAGAUGAUCUUCGCCAUCACUUCAAAUGGAUCUUCUUUCCCGGGUAUGAAACAAUCAGAGUGAAGAUACCCCUGCGAAAAGGCCGGGAGCUUGCCUUUCACGUCCACCUCCCUCAGCAUUAUAUGACAAAUCGGGAAGAUUAUAAGAGAAAUGCAAAGAGAUUUAUGGACGGUUCUCCCCCACAGCAUGAAAUGGAUUUCUACAAUCUAGCUCUCCGCAGUCCAGGUGACUCGUUCGCGCCGAGUGAAUCGCUCAGUCCAAGCCAACGACCAAUUUACUUGAAGCGUGAAGAACUGGGCCACGGUGCUUACGGACGAGUCAGAAGAGUCCUGAACGCUACUACCGGAUUGGAAUCCGCUGGAAAGGAGUUUUUCCAUUCGAUAGGCUGGGAGCGUGAAAUUGAUAUCAUGAAAAACCUUCGACACGACUACAUAGUUAAAUUAAUCGACUUCAAGAGGGAUCCAGAACCUCUUUUGGUGAUGGAAUAUGAGCCGCUAGGAAAUCUACAACACCAAGACUCGAUCAGUCCGAUUGCGGUGGAAGAAUGGGUGGCUCUUCUACACCAGUGCUUGAGAGCUCUUGUAUAUCUCCACGCCAGGAACAUAACGCAUCGGGACUUAAAGCCUGAGAACAUCCUCGUACAGUCCAGGACACCGUUCUGGGUUCGAAUCGGCGACUUUGGUCUCGCCAAAGAAGAUAUUGAGUUGAGAACACGGUGCGGGAAUUAUCGAUAUUCACCCCCUGAAAUUUAUUCAAAUCGGUCUUAUACUAGCGCAGUCGAUAUAUGGCAGUUAGGUGUGAUUGUCUUGGAAGGUCUCUAUGGGCUCCCUCACGAUACACGACGAAAAGACGUGAAAGAGCGCGGCAAAAUUCAACAGCAAGCUUUCACCUGGUGCUCCCGUAUCAUCUUCGCAGCAGAGGACUGGGAGUCGGAUCCCAUGAUCGACUUCCUGAAGGGAUACAUGCUCAAAUGGGAGCCUUCAGACCGCCAGUCAGCGGCAGAGUGUUUGAGAAUAGCGCUGGAUAUCGGCCUGUUCGAUGAGACUCUCCUGCGGACAGGAAGCCUCACACCACGACAAGAACCAACCCAAAUACCUGAUGACAUUGAUGCAGAAGAUGCGUCGACCAUCAAGGAGCCCUUCGGAAAGAUUAGUGGCACAGCAGCGAGCCACGAGGGGCACACAUCGCAACCCGAGAAUGGCUCAACUAGCCCGGGAGAAAGACACAGCGACCGAUCUGUGAAACGCAGACGGACCACCAACGAUUUCGAUCCCAGCCUCAAUUUUCCAGGCUGGUCGUUUGAUCUAGGGGACGUUUCCCAGAUCACACCUAACGAGAGCUUGAAGGCAUUAUUGGACAGCGCAGACAAUGGUGCAAAACAGGCCGAAUCAAUCCAGGGCUCCAUUAAAAGCGAUAGUUCUGACAACCCUUCUGUCGCACCACCUCUGAAGAAGCAUGGGCAGUUUGUUUUACAGAUCUCGAAUACGCAUCGGGGCACUUUACGUAUACCAGAUGCUCGACUUAACUUUACCAUGGAUACGUCCGCGAAGGGUCCUUGGGUAGACCUUCCGACAGCACGCGAGUUAUGUGCUAUUGCCAAUCUUAGCGAAGACUUUCGGCCGCUUUUGACUUUUGGAGAAGCUCAAAGAGCGCAAGAAACCCCUAUCUUAUCUAAACCACUCCAGAUGGAACAGCGAGAGAUAAUCCCGAGCUAUACAGAGCUUAUCUUUGAAGGCCAUACAAUUCUGAUUCGAGAUCAGGAUUUAUGGAUAAACGCAAGCCAAGUUUUUCGAGCAGCAGGGUUUGAUGAACCCCCAUUUACUUGGCAGAAUCAGAAGUUCAACUAUCACUUGGUGGAUUCAUUAGGUGUGUUCGUCGAGUCCGAUGUCGCCAUUAAUUUGUGUAACCUUUAUUCACUUCAAGCCCUUGGCGCAGUCUUGCACGAAAAAACGCAAGUGAUACAUACUCGACAGGGCCAACGCUUUCGUCUUCUCGAAUGCGAUCAUGAUAUAGUGGCAGUCAGACAGGGAGACUUGAGUAUCAAUCUUACCCAUAUUGUGAGAGCAUCACCAGCGCAUCCCUCUCAUAGGAAAACCUUGGAGCAAUUCAAGCGGAGAUUCCCUUCUAUCGAGGUUAUCAGGGGUGAUGCAAAGAUUUCAGGAUCUUAUGCACACAUUUCUUUGGCGGUAAAUCUCUCUUGCCUGUGUGGCUUGCACGCAAUCACUACGAGACUUCUUAAACUGGCUUAUACUCCGGACGCACCAGUUGAAGAAGUUUGCGGCGACGAUGUACUAUGUUCGGCCCAAGAACCCGCGAACGCAUCACAACCUGGGAACGUACCAAGAGAUGUCCUGAGAGAAGAUGGACCAGGCUUUGAGUGCGCUGACGUUUUCGGUCCAGGGAUGAACUUCUCUGCAAUCGACGGGCAAUUACAACUCUCCCGGCGGUCGUUCAGGUUUAUGACGCCCUCGCCACUCUCACAGACGUCGCCACUCCGUAUGAGUCGUUUGCAGGCCGUCGAAGGGAUGAAAACGACAUUGGAGUGGGACAACCAAUUAGAGCUGCCAUCUAUUGUAUUGCCAUCUAACCAUGCCUGUUUCAAACCGACUGAAUCGAGAGAGCUGCCCGAACAUGAAUCAGGUGCAAGGCCAUCGGGCUCAGGUCAUGGAGUUAGGGGUCGGGUUGUGCAGACUAUGACGCAAAACGGGUUACAGGUCCUUCAAGAGCGACAGACACACGAGGAUACUUGUGGUCGUCCGGCUGCCACUGAAACCCCUCGCAUAAGACGCCGCAGAACAAGGUAGGAACGUAUCUCGUUCACGAUGUUGAUUUUACUUACAAAACUUGCUAGCAUUGAAGAUACCACAAUUCUUCUAGAAGCUUAUCAAAAAUAUCGAUAUCGUGGGGCGACUGAAGAGGAGCUUCAGGGUAUCGCGGGACAAACACAAAUGACGAUUGACCAAAUUCGUGUAAGGCGCUCUCCUAUGACGAGGAACAGAGACUAAAAUAAUGUAGAAGUGGCUCGAGAAUCGAAGAUACCGAGACCGAUAUAUACCCCGGAAUUGACGGGCACGAUUGUCUUAUCGCCAUUGUGAUAGUAAUUCUUGAUUUACCAUUCGAUUGUUGCAGCCGUCUCUCCAUCACUUUGUUAAGACACUCCAUGUGGGCCAGCUAACGCUGAUGUAUCCGAUACUGCGACAAUCUCCGGCGGGAAUACGAGUGGAAGACAGCGUCAACCUUGUAUAAUUCACUGCCUCCUUGUUCGUGGCUUGCAUAGAUAUCCGCGUUGGCUUUCGUUGAAUGGUCUGGAGUAUUCUUUCUUCUCAGUCAUGCGUGAAUCGGAACAUCCCCAAGAGAGAUUUGGGAGAGACUGCUGGGUUUUGCCGGGCAUCGAAGGCAGACUUUUCGUCGUCAGGAACGGGUGAUCUAUGAUGUAUACCAACUGGCUGAUCGUCAUCCGGUAUAUUAGGGUUGUCUAGGAGGAUGUGUGAAUACACAUAUAGCAUACAGAGUACUGAAUAAGC